Molecule: messenger RNA, 655 nt
Organism: Talpa occidentalis (Iberian mole)
Lineage: Eukaryota; Metazoa; Chordata; Mammalia; Eulipotyphla; Talpidae
Gene: SMIM9
Product: small integral membrane protein 9
Exons: 4
Coding region: 166-408 (80 amino acids)
Source: RefSeq, a predicted model, not a curated record
UUCUGGGUGCACCUUCAGAGACCUUGGGAAGACUGGCUGGCUUCUUCUGAAGAUGGAAGGCUAAUUCACUAGCCUUUUUGGAACCCUUGGUGUUGGGUCAAUUUUUCAAUUUUCAGACAGAGGUGCGUUGGAAAGAGCUGAGAGUUGAGCGCCCUGAGAGGAGCCAUGCAGCCCCAGAGGCUGCUGAGCGCUGGCUUCCUGCUGUGCAGCCUGGCCUGCCUCUGGUGGGAUGCUGUGGCUUCCCGGCCAUCCAAACCAAGGGGCUGGCUGGGCGACCUCCGGGACGACCUCUGGGACCUGAUCAAGAGCUCCCUCCCUGCAGCAGCCAUUCUGGCUUUUGUUAUCAGUGCAGCAAUCCUGGGGACCCUGUGCUGCCUCACCAUCCUUAUAGGCGAGCCCGUCCAGUAAAGAACUAGACGAUUCCGGUGGACAAGCACGGUGUUCGCUUGCUGGAGUCCGAGAGGAUGGACUAGCAAAGUCAAAUUGUCUUUCAUCUUAGACUAUCUUUGUCUUUAUUUUCUCCUUCAAAACAUGCAAUUGAAAAAUGGGAAUAGUCAUGACUGCUUUGAUGAUAAAAGUAGUACACUCUUAUUGUAAAAGGUGUGUAGAAAAUACAGAAAGAAGAAAACCAUACCCCUAACCCUAGCACCCCAAA